AAUGAAAUAUCAAAAACUGUCCUGAUGUUGCAAAAAUUGCAAUUCGCUAAAAAUUAUAGGUAGGCUACUUUUUCUUCAUACAUAGUGUCUCGAUGUUUGUGCCCUAUUCCGCAGCAGAUUGACUGAUUUUCUAAAGAGUCCAGGUCCACAAAAUGGGGAACAUUUUUGCUAAUCUAUUCAAAGGCCUUUUUGGUAAGAAAGAAAUGCGUAUUCUGAUGGUCGGUCUUGAUGCUGCAGGAAAGACUACAAUUUUGUACAAAUUAAAACUAGGUGAAAUUGUCACUACUAUUCCCACUAUAGGUUUUAAUGUUGAAACAGUAGAAUACAAGAAUAUUAGCUUCACUGUAUGGGACGUCGGUGGUCAAGAUAAGAUUAGGCCUUUAUGGCGUCAUUAUUUUCAGAAUACCCAAGGUUUAAUAUUUGUAGUGGAUAGUAAUGACAGAGAACGUAUUGGAGAGGCAAGAGAAGAACUAAUGAGAAUGUUAGGAGAAGAUGAACUAAAAGAUGCUGUUCUUCUUAUUUUUGCCAAUAAACAGGAUCUUCCAAAUGCCAUGAAUGCAGCAGAAAUUACAGAUAAGCUAGGCCUUCAUUCUUUGAGGAACCGCAACUGGUACAUCCAAGCCACGUGCGCUACCAGUGGAGAUGGUUUGUAUGAAGGACUUGACUGGCUGUCCAACCAGUUGAAAAACCAAAAGUAGAAUGGUCUAAUGCAUAAUAAUUUUUUCUAAUCCAAAAACAAAACAACUUCUAGUAAAAGUGGACCUGGACAUCACACUAAAACUUCUUGAGAAAUCCUGUAUAAGAAAAACAAACAAAUCAAUUAACACAAAAAGUCAGUUUAUACUAAAUUCGAUACAGUACAAUUUCCUAAACCAUGAUAUUUCUAACACUGACAUCAUAAAACAACAUUAGAAUUCAUUAUAUGGGAACCAUGGCUUUGUAGUAUUUUAUUGUGUUUUUAUUAGCUUUCUCAAUACAUUCCAAGCAAAAAACCAGUUGUUUGUAAAAGGAAAUAAAAAAGUGUCUACAUUAAAAUAUUAAUCUUAAGAAAUGUUCCAUUGUUGAACUAAAUAAUUUUGAGUGACCUUUCAGAUAAGUAUUGUAUAUAGCUAAACAAAAAGUCAACUCAUACCUCUCACUUUCUUUAAUACUACUGAUAUGCAUGAAUUUAAUUUUAUUUUUUGCAAUAUUUUUUUCUUAGAAAUCACAUGUUUUUUCACAAAUUUCCACUUGUGUGCUUCAUUGUUUUUAAAGGAAACAGGUCUUUGUGAGAAAGCUGGCAUUCACUUAAUAAAGGCAGAAGCAAUUAAGCUAGGAUUCAUUAUUAAUUGUCUUUUUUUUCUUUCUUUUUACUUUGGAAUAUGAAAAUGGCUAGUAAUCAUUAAGUAAUAUGUAUUUUAUUUUUAUGUAAAUCAGAAAUAAUAAAACACUUUGCCAACAUAAA
Molecule: messenger RNA, 1444 nt
Organism: Limulus polyphemus (Atlantic horseshoe crab)
Lineage: Eukaryota; Metazoa; Arthropoda; Merostomata; Xiphosura; Limulidae
Product: ADP-ribosylation factor 1
Exons: 5
Coding region: 153-698 (181 amino acids)
Biological process (GO): intracellular protein transport; vesicle-mediated transport
Cellular component (GO): plasma membrane; cytoplasm
Molecular function (GO): GTPase activity; GTP binding
Source: RefSeq, a predicted model, not a curated record